Molecule: messenger RNA, 666 nt
Organism: Magnusiomyces paraingens
Lineage: Eukaryota; Fungi; Ascomycota; Dipodascomycetes; Dipodascales; Dipodascaceae
Exons: 2
Coding region: 1-666 (221 amino acids)
Source: RefSeq, a predicted model, not a curated record
AUGUCUACAAGCAAUACGCCACAACUAAAGAAUGCACGCCCCAUAAGAAGAAUUCCUAUAACUUCUCGCUCGGACUAUAUCGUCACAGAUAGCGGAAACCGCAUUUCAAGGCAGAGUAGGAUUAAAGGAUCUCAAUACAUUACUUUGGCUGGCAAAAACUUAGUAGAAAAAAAUGUUACCAUACGUGGCGAUUUGCACCGACCCGACCUGAAGGCACCUGUAGUAUCUGUUGGCUUUUACUGCAUUUUCGAAGAAAGUAGCUUCAUAUAUCCUCCUGCACGAAAACUUCCUAUAUCAGAAGAAUCAGCAUUAUCUCAAGAACAAGCCAAAGCAAUUUGCCCCGAAACUGGGAAAAUUCAUUUUCCUAUUAAAAUUGGUAGCUACGUCUAUGUGGGUCAAGGAACGCGUUUGGAAGCAGCUCAAAUUGGUAACAAUGUAUAUAUUGGUAAAAAUUGCACUAUUGGCGAAUUUGCAAAUAUUAAAGACUGUGUUAUUAUCGAAGAUGGAACAGUCGUACCACCAUAUGUCACAGUUAGUCCUUUUUCAAGAAUUUCCGGAGAACCCUCACUGUUUAUAGAAGAGCUUCCUGAAAGUACUGAGCAUGUUUUGGAAAUGUAUUGUCGAAAAGUCUAUGCCGGGAUUGAUAUGGUAGGCCCACCUCUUUAA